Molecule: messenger RNA, 1161 nt
Organism: Saccostrea cuccullata (small rock oyster)
Lineage: Eukaryota; Metazoa; Mollusca; Bivalvia; Ostreida; Ostreidae
Exons: 4
Coding region: 22-1161 (379 amino acids)
Biological process (GO): spermatogenesis; regulation of transcription by RNA polymerase II; oocyte development
Cellular component (GO): nucleus
Molecular function (GO): zinc ion binding; sequence-specific DNA binding
Source: RefSeq, a predicted model, not a curated record
GCGUUUGAUUGUAUUCAUUCAAUGCUUUCAUCGCCACGAAGAUGGUGUGAUUUCGGAUUCGAAAUGGCAGGGAGUGAGAAGUUACAAGACAUCUUGAGCGAUUUCCCGGAGGUGACUCCAAUCAGGGCGUAUCUACAAGAUUACACUUACAACUACUCACUUCGUCACACGUGGUUCGGGGAUCAGCACGCUCAUUCCAGACUCAGCAGUCAGAGUCCUCCAGAUUUUGCUGAAACAAAGCCUAAUGUUUUCCCCAAACUUCAGCUAGAUCAUCUUCAAUUCCCACCAACAAAUCUUUCAACAGUUAAUCAGGAUCCAUGCAACAUAAAGACAGAACCAUAUGAAUAUGCAACAAGUACAGAAGUGGCAAGUGAAUAUGUGCAAGUCAAUCCCCCAGUGGCCAAAUUUCCACCAAUUAAGUUGGAACCCAAUGAGUUUCCUACAGUUAAUAUUAGAGAUUUGGGAAGCAGUAUAUUACAACUCCCCAUGGCUGAGAAAUCAAAUAGUUCUGAUGUUCCUUCAAGAUACCUUCAGAAUAACCCCCAGCUUUCAUUACCUUUGCGACAACCUCUUGUUGAUAUGACCAAUGUCUUAGAGUCAUUUGAUACUGGAAGGUCAAAGGAGAACAGCCAAAAUGAAAGAGAAAAUCUGAGCAGGGUACCUCUCUCCAAAUAUUUACCUGUUUUAUGGAAAUCUGUUUUUGAUUCCCAAAACACUCAAAGUGAUUUAGAAGAGGAAGAGGAGAAACCUAUGACAGAUAGAGAAUUUCCAAAGACCUCAGAAGGUCAGGAAAGGAGGGUAAAAAGAUCAAGGAAACUUCAAAUACCGGUCAAAAGUGCCCAAAGAUUGGAUCCAAACUUCAGAGGGGCCACUGUAAUACUGCACACAGAAAUAAAGAAUAAAAACUGUAGUCUCACUCUAUCAGCUCAUUUCAGUAAUGUAAAGAUCUACAAGCAGCAGCCCUGCAGAAAACGGAAGCACAGUGGUUCCUACUCCAACGCGGACUCUGUGAGUGGCUCUGAUGAGGAAAAUACAAUUCCAUUCCCAAAGGAUACCCAUUACUCGGGUAAGAUCUGUGCCUCCUGUGGGACCCAUAGAACCCCCCUCUGGAGAGACGCUGAUGAUGGAACACCCCUCUGUAAUGCUUGUGGAAUCAGGUGA